Molecule: messenger RNA, 567 nt
Organism: Gryllus bimaculatus (two-spotted cricket)
Lineage: Eukaryota; Metazoa; Arthropoda; Insecta; Orthoptera; Gryllidae
Source: the annotation of a GenBank genome assembly
AUGACGGUGCAGCACCACCGUAGUCCUCAGUUAGAUUCUCCUUGGGAACGAACUUGUAGAAACUUUCCAUACCUUCUGCGUGAAUAUGUAACUGUGUGCGCAGAAAAUGAAAUCUGCUUUGUUACAGUUCUCACUGGGCCGAUGAAUGAGAUGAAGAUGAAGUCACGUGACCUUACCGAGCACUUUGGGCAGAUGGGGCUGCUUGUCGGCCCAGUCGCGCAGCAGGGCGAGAAGGGCGCAGAGUCGAGAAAUUUGCAGGAUAUCCUCACGGAACCGAACAAACAAACCAGACUUGAAGAUGGUAUUCUCAUCUCCAAAUUAGUGCCUGCCAAUGCCAAAAUUUUAUGCUGGCGCAGCAGUCGACAACAAGACCCCCACCCACUUGGUUGCGCCACAGAAGGCCCCGUUGAAGCUUGUCGAAGAACAGGGCCAAAGAGUAAAUUCAAUUCUGGAGCCAAGAGCGUGGGAAGGUGCACUACCUCGGAGAACACCACUCGUCGAUGGUUGAAAGAUGCUAAAAACAUCUUACCUUUAUUUGCAUUUCAAGUGUGGCUACUUACUUUCUGA